Molecule: messenger RNA, 572 nt
Organism: Vigna angularis (adzuki bean)
Lineage: Eukaryota; Viridiplantae; Streptophyta; Magnoliopsida; Fabales; Fabaceae
Exons: 1
Coding region: 98-382 (94 amino acids)
Source: RefSeq, a predicted model, not a curated record
AGCAGUGUUCUACCACAAAGAAAAAGAAAACCAACUACAGAAGACUGAUAAAAGCAAGUGUUGUUGUGUUGUAUUGAGACAAGAAAAGAAGAGAGACAUGACUAAGUGGUGCAUCUUGGUGAUUCUUGCUCUUGCAGUGGUUGCAAGUGCCAGAACCAUUCCCAGCGACGCUGCUUUUGGGGACCAGAAGAACUUCCUCGGCUACGGUUUUUCAGGAGUUGGCAACAACGGGAUUCCCUUCGGAGGAAUUGGCUCGGGCUUUGACGGUAGCAUGGGUGGGCCUUCCGGGAUCGGUGGAUUGGGAGGAUUCGGCGGGCCUGGUGGGCUUGGCGGUCUCGGAGGCCCUGCCGAAGGCGAAGGGCCCGGCAUUCCUCUCCCUUGAGCUCACACUCCUUCUUUCUGUUUCUUACUUUCAGCUGCUAUUAUAUAUAGCCUGUAAUAGUCUUUCUUUUGUUUUAUUUCGUGACGAAAAUAAUUGUUCUGUGAGGUGUGUAACCAGUGUGUGUUAUGGUUCUUAGUUGUAUGGGAUGUUAUUUUCACUUUGAAUUAGAACAUGUAUGUUUUUUAACAUC